CACAGCUCUUUUCAGGAUCGUGAUUUAUUCCACUUGGAUUUGUCCCGGCAUCAACAGAAUGACGGACAAGUCAAAAGGGAAAAAGGUGAAAAUUCGGCCAGGCCUUCCUUGGGGGAAAAAUGGGAAACCUUUACCUGAGAACAAUCAGGAAGGAGGUGUCAAUGAAGAGGACCAAAAUGACAACCCCUCAGUUCAGACCACCUUAAACACCCAUGAGGAACAGCAGAGUGUGAAAGAGACCACACUUCAGGAACUAGCCGAGCUUCUUCAGGUGACCCCUGGCGACAUCUCUGUGAGGCCUAACACCUCUGAGGAUGGAUCUUGUUGUGCAGUGCCUCACUCAGGACAGGAGAACCAGCAGAUUGUUGUUCGAUUGGUAAAAAGAUCUGUGAACAAGCAUUUUCCGAAGCCACCAGAAGAGCUGGAGCCGAACCUUCAGCAGCACCUGUUGGAAGUGGAAAGAGUCGUGCAGACUCAGCUUGAGGGGCUGGCUUCCCGAAUUACAUGUAAGGAGUUGAUGGGAUGUCUGCUUGAGUGCUACCAUCGUCAGACAAUUGAUCACCUGCAUGGUCUACUCCAGAACAUCAGCACCUCCAAGAAUUCCUUCAUGCUGUUAAAAUGGGUCCAACACACAUAUCUUAUUAUUAUAAGUCGGGACCUGUCGGGCGCUGCUUCCCCUCAAAGAGUGGAUAACAUAAAAUAUGUCGACCUCAUACUGUUCACUGAGUGGGUGACAAAAGCAAAGGACAAACUGCUUGAAAAUGUGCAGAAAGACGUCAGAGUAUCUCUGGAGGAAAUCCUGCAGAAUGAGAGACGCCAAGAAGGCGGUGAUAGUGACGAAGCUUUCAUUCAAUUGAAUGUGGACUCGAUUCAGUGCACCAAUGCCAUGUACAAAGAAGCAGAAACAGUCAGCAAAACACUGUCUGACCGUGUUCAGGAAGUUUGUUUCCAAGAGCUGCUGGUGUUUGUGAAGAAGUACAGCGCUGAGCAGACUGAGAUUCUCAGAGAGCAAACAGAAAAGGCCAAGCCAGACAUGAAACUCUUCCUGAAGACUUUGCAAAACUGUGAAGCUCUUAAGUGA
Molecule: messenger RNA, 1081 nt
Organism: Scomber japonicus (chub mackerel)
Lineage: Eukaryota; Metazoa; Chordata; Actinopteri; Scombriformes; Scombridae
Exons: 6
Coding region: 59-1081 (340 amino acids)
Biological process (GO): exocyst localization; exocytosis
Cellular component (GO): exocyst
Molecular function (GO): SNARE binding
Source: RefSeq, a predicted model, not a curated record